Messenger RNA from Oppia nitens, 1107 nucleotides. RefSeq names its product microtubule-associated protein Jupiter-like. Lineage: Eukaryota; Metazoa; Arthropoda; Arachnida; Sarcoptiformes; Oppiidae. The transcript is spliced from 2 exons. The coding region runs from base 79 to 711 and encodes 210 amino acids. The record is from RefSeq and is a predicted model, not a curated record.
AAUUUUAUUGCUGGACAUAUUUUUUACGUUGUUGUUUGAUAUCGACAAAUAAUAAUAAUAUAUAUAACCCAUAUAAAAAUGCCGUCAGUAUAUGAUUUUCGACAUGUUGAACUCGACAAAGUAGGCAGGGGCAAAAGGGUAAUAACUGGUUCGGGAAGCAAUUCGAGCACUAUAUUCAACCCUUCAAGCAAUGGUUCGGAGGGAUCGGACUUGAACUCCAUAAGCGAUUCGGGAUCGAUAUCAUCGUUGCCGUCGACACCGGUCAACGGCAUGAAUGGCUUGAAUGGAUCUAAUGGUAACUUUUUUAGCGACAACAUGUCCGAGUGCUCGGCCACACCGCCAUCGAGUGCCUCAUCGAGCCGUAGGGGCAGUCGUCAGGAGGACACCAAAAAUCGUUUGUUUGGCGAAGCAGGUGUUGAGUCGCCCCGUCGUCGUGUUGUCGACCGCAUGAAGUCCAACAUAUUUAGCGAAACUCCGGCCACUAAUGGAUCGGCCGCUUUGGUCCGUUCGGCUUCUGUCAAAAAGUACGACCACGUCAUCCGUCGCAAUCCAAUCACUGGCGAAGUCUAUGACGAAGCGAAACCAGCGAACGGUCACAAUGGUGUCAACGGCAGAAUUAAUGGCGUCAACGGCAACGGUUCCACAUCAUUGCCGGCCACACCCGUGAAGGUCCGUCAGCCACCCGGCGGCAAAUGUUCCGGCAUUUUCUAAGAUGCCGUCCACUCCUAACAACCAACACCACCACAGCACCUACUAAUACUAUCGCUAUAAUUAGGGUCAACCCUAAAGGGUCUAACCUUUUUUCUACAAAAAAAUAUAUAAUUAUUAUUACAGUUUAGAUACUGACCAAACAUUUUUAUUAUUAUUAAAUCAUCCGAUUUAUUAAUGGAUUGAUUACACACACAUUUAGUUGGGUGUGUAGGUGUGAGUGUGUAAUGUGUGUCUAAAUGUGUGAGUGAGUGUGUGUGUGUGUAAUGGCUUAUUCAAAGUUAUUUUCAAACUAAAAACUAAUAAUAAUAAUAACUUUUUUGCUUAUAUUUUGCUUACGAUCAUAGUAUUUGAUACAAAUGUAAUUGAUGAUAUUUUAAAAAAAAAGUUUUUUGAUGA